AUGCUGACUGAACUGACCCUCUCAGAGCUGGUGGAGUACUUCAGGGCUCAGAUGAGGAAAGAUCCGGACAUGGCUUCUGCUGUGGCCGCUAUUCGCACGCUGCUGGAGUUCCUCAAGAGAGACAAAGGUGAGACCCUCCUGGGUCUGAGGGAGAACCUGACCUGGGCCACAGACUGCCUGAAAGGGGAGGACUCCUCGGUGGCCGUCUCCUCUGGAGGAGAGCUCUUCCUCCGAUUCAUUAGCCUCACUUCUCUGGAGCACCAGGAUCUGUCUCGCUGUAAGAAGGUGAUGGAGGAGAGGGGGGAACUCUUUCUGGAGAAGAUCUCCAUGUCCAGAAACAAGGUGGCCAAGCUGUGCCACACCUUCAUCAAAGACGGCGCGAAAAUCCUGACCCACUCCUCCUCCCGGGUGGUGCUCCGCGUCCUGGAGAGAGCCGCCGCGGAGAAGAAGCGUUUCUCCGUCUACGUGACCGAGUCGCAGCCCGACGCCGCGGGACGACAGAUGGCGGACGCCCUGAGGAAACUCAACGUGCCGGUCACCGUGGUGCUGGACGCCGCUGUGGGGUCUGUUCUGGAGAAGGUGGAUCUGGUUAUUGUUGGUGCGGAGGGAGUGGUGGAGAGCGGAGGCAUCAUCAACAAGAUCGGCACCUACCAGAUGGCGCUGUGCUCCAAAGCCCACAACAAGCCCUUCUACGUUGUGGCCGAGAGCUUCAAGUUCGUGCGCCUGUACCCGCUCAACCAGCAGGACGUCCCCGACAAGUUUAAGUACAAAGCAGACACCCUGAAGUCGGCGCAGAGCCUGUCGGAGGAGCACCCCAUGAUCGACUACACCCCCCCCUCCCUCAUCACCCUCCUCUUCACAGACCUGGGAGUCCUGACCCCGUCGGCCGUCAGCGACGAGCUCAUCAAGCUUUAUUUAUAA
This is a messenger RNA of Menidia menidia (Atlantic silverside), 921 nucleotides long. The record is from the annotation of a GenBank genome assembly. Lineage: Eukaryota; Metazoa; Chordata; Actinopteri; Atheriniformes; Atherinopsidae.